CCGGCCGGUGCCAAGCAUCGACAUUGCCCACGGCCACGGGAGAUAUUAGACCCACAGCCCAGCGGCACUGCCGUUCAUCAGAGCUCCCUAUUUCCAAGCGCGUCACCUCCGAUCAGAGCUCCCUAUUUCCAAGCGCUUCACCUCCGAUCUCUCUCUCUCCCUCCAGUCUCCACGCACCGUCGCUCGCCGUGCUCCCGCUCACCCACGCAGUUCUCGGCUCCGUCCUACGAACGAACCCAGCCCCAGAUUUCUUCCAGUCCCAAACGACUCGACCGGAUCCAUCCUUUCCCGCGUUUAUUCAUUUCAAUUCAGAUUUUGGGGGGUGGUGCUUUCUUCCUUGUCCUAAUUUGGUCAAAAUGGGCAGCAACAAGAACGGCGUUUCCGGUGCCGCUAACUCGAACGCGGUCAACGGCGCCUCCCCUGCCUGUGUGCCCGGCGUCGUGUGCUUCCUCGUCGGCUCCGCGUUCGGCGCCAUGGCCGUGCUCCACGCAUCCUGGCUGGCGGAGGUCGGCGGCGAGUGGGCAUCCGCGGCGCGGUGGGCUGCUCGACCUGCCGGAUCGAUCGGCGCCCACCGCCUGCUCGUCACGAUCUCGCUUCUGUUCCUGGCCGCCAGCGUCUGGCGCCUCGCCAAGCGCUCCGCCGCUGUGGAGGCGCGCGUCGGCAGCACGGACUCGAACCGAUGUCCUGAUAAGCCGGUCUCGGGGUCGGGGUCGCAGUCGCAGUCGCAGGCUGACAGGGAGGAAGAUGACAAUGUUGGAGAGACCAUCGAUUCAGAAGAAGGCUAUGUGCAGCAUCUGAGGAGGAGGCUCAAGAAGGAGAUGAAACUGAAGACUGAUGCGCUCGACGACCUGGACAAUGAGAGGUCUGCUUUUUUCUUACUCAUGACCAAGAAUGAGUACCUGGAAAAAGGGAAGGCGCAGGUACUGCAGAAUCAGGAAGAGAUGAUUCAUUACCUGGAAAAUGAGAAGCGGCUGGUAGAGAGGGAGGCGCCGCAGUCCCAGAAAAUGAUGCAGGAGCAGCAGAAGGCUAUGAUCGAGUCACUUAAGUCGAUGAUCAAGAUGUCUGGAAUGCAACCCAAGGACAGCAGAGAUAAGAAGUAGCUAACUCUUGGUUAUUGGUAGUUCAAUAGAACAGCAAGCCAAGAAAGCCAAACAGGGAUUGCCCAUGUUUUGAAAACUCGGAUGCUCCUUUACCAUGCAUAGCUCUUCACGAGAAAUAUCUAAAAUCUACCUAUAGAUAUACCAUCUCUUGAAACCUAUCUAGGUACUUAUCUAAUAUGAGCAACACAUGUACUUGAUCGCUCUACCUUUACAAAUGCUCAUUGCUAGUAUUAUUUGUGGGCUAUUGUUCUUGUGAC
Messenger RNA from Zea mays, 1357 nucleotides. RefSeq lists its product as uncharacterized. The record is from RefSeq and is marked provisional. Bases 357 to 1100 code for a protein of 247 amino acids. The transcript has a single exon. NCBI's taxonomy places the organism in Eukaryota, Viridiplantae, Streptophyta, Magnoliopsida, Poales, Poaceae.